This is a messenger RNA of Corylus avellana, 291 nucleotides long. The record is from RefSeq and is a predicted model, not a curated record. NCBI's taxonomy places the organism in Eukaryota, Viridiplantae, Streptophyta, Magnoliopsida, Fagales, Betulaceae.
AUGGUGGGAGUAGUGGGGGCGAAGGAUUUGCCGGCGGAGCCGUCGGAGAAGGAGUUCAGGCUGGGAUUGAGAAGUGGGAUCAUUCUCUGCAAUGUGCUCAACAAGGUUUACUCUGGAGCUGUGCCCAAGGUGGUGGAAAGUCCAUGUGAUUCUGCUCUGGUUCUUGAUGGGGCCGCAUUGUCCGCAUUUCAGUACUUUGAGAAUGUGAGGAAUUUCCUGGUGGCUGUGCAGGAAAUGGGAAUUCCUACGUUUGAGGCGUCUGAUCUGGAACAAGGAGGGAAAUCUGGUUGA